GAUAUUUAUACAUAUAUACAUACAUACGCACACACACACACAGAAAUCCUAUACAAACAAUAUAAUAUAUAUGUGUAUAUAAUCGCAUAUACAUACAUACACCCACACAAAUUUGGUUACUCGUAGAUUUCUUUCACCUCACCUUGUAACCACUUCGCCGACACCCCCAAGUUCCCUCCCUCACAGGGCUGUGGUGCUGUUCAUUGUUAUAAUAAUAAUUAUUAUUAUUAUAAUUUUCCUUUUACCUAUCCCAACUCUGUCCCUCACACACACACACACGCACCUUUCUUUUAAAUCAUGGAAGAGCCCAAUGGGUCUAAUUCAAACAGCAGAGAGACUAGCCUGGAUGUUUUGUUGGAGCUUACACAACUCACACAAGCCGACUCAGAAAGUUUGCCAGACGGGACUACCCUUGCCAAAGCCAUAUAUGACAAUCUUGCAGAGUCAGCUAACGAACUUGCAUUUCGGCGUGGAGAUGUCCUCGCCGUUCUCGAGCAAGACACAGAUGGCAUGGUGGGAUGGUGGCGAUGCACAUUCCGAGGAAAAACUGGUAUUGCCCCAGGAAACCGACUCAAAAUUCUUACUGGCAUGUCCAACCUCACCUCGACGCCAAAUAAGGAUUCCAGCAGCUAUGACCAGAAUCCUUCACUGGCGAGUAACUGGCAUCGACGUAGCUGGGAUGUGACACCAAAUAAGGUUGGUCAACAAGCUGACCCUGGAGGCCCAACAUAUGACCACCCACCUGUCCGGCACACUCCGGAAGAUUAUGAUGUACCUCCAACACAGUCGUCAGACUCCAACUCUGAUCUGCAAGCCAACUAUGACACUCCAAAAGAGAGAAGGUUUGACCAGUCACCAGACCAGUCUAUCUGCAAUUAUCCUUCGACAUCUCUACCAGCAGACAGUUCUUUUAAAAGUUUCCUUUCAAAUGACUGCGACACCUACGAUGUGCCACCAUCGAACCGAUCAAGCAUGGCAUCUUUCAAAUCCACUGAGUCCACUAUGACUUUGUCUAGCAGUGCAUCGAACCAGAGUCUUCCACGAUCAUCAAACACAUCCAGCCUCUGCGAUUCUGCCCGGUCCAGUCUGGAUGCAUCUGCUGUUUACGACGUUCCACCUGACCAUUCUUCUCAUAACUUAAAGCAACAGUUUGAUUCAGUUCUAGACUUGUAUGAUACUCCGCCCUCGCAUACAAAGACCUCACCAUCACCUUCCAAUUCAGCGAUCAUGGAUGACUACGAUGUCCCCAAGUCAGCAUUUGAAGACUAUGAUCUGCCACCAGUUGAACCACCAUCCAACAACUUUGAUAUGCCAUCACUCGCAUUUGAACAGGAUCUUGGAGAACUCUACGACACACCUAAAAAUGCUGGUUCAAACAACGAGCUAAAGAAAAUUCCAGGUGCAUCACCUGUUAGUAAACCUGCAGCACCACCUGUUGGUAAAGUGACAAAUGCUGCAUCACCUCAUAACAAGCCAGUAAUUACAGCUGCAUCUUCAGUUUAUGAUAUUCCUCCACAAGUGUCUCGUGACUCCUUGAUUUCUGCCAAGUCUGAUUCUUCAGAUGGUCAAGAUGCCGGCCGACUCUCUUCCUGUAGCACAGGGUCACGUGGCUCUGACAUCCCCAUUUACAAUGAACUUCCACUUGCACAAGACGUGGCUAUGGACCUGUUGGUCAAGAGACAGCAAGAUGUUCUGAAAGCCAUCAACAAAAUGUCACCCUUUAUCAGUAGUUCCUGGCGCCAGAGAAAUAAUUUGGAACCAAAUCUCCAUGACAUAAGAGCAGCUGCCGAUAACAUGCAGAUGUCUUUGGCUGACUUUGUAGAAUUUGCUGAGGGUACUCUAGCAAAUUCUGUCAGCAAAUGUGACCGUAAACUUGUGAAUAAACUGUACAAGUUGCUGACGCCUCUUCAGCAGGCUUUACAACAGAUUUUACUUAGCAUCAAGAAUCUUUCUGCAAUCCAGUGGCAGAUAAAUCUGCUGGUGAGUAGCAAUGGUGCUAAGGAUGACGAUUUAGGAAAGAUAGCCAACCUUUCUAAAACGCUUACGAUUGACGUCCGCAACCUUGCUUCGUUUAUUCAGGGAAACUCCGUGCUUCUCUUCAAGAAUUCUGACAUUUCUGGAUCUCAAACAGAUUUCAACAAAACUGAUAGUAUAGUAGUACCAGUGCCGACCAAGUCAGGUAGUAUUGGAAGCAUGGAGGCAUUCUCAAAGAGUAUCCAUGGCCGCCGUCACAGUAGCGGCAGUGUUCAGAACCGCCCUCUCCCUCCUCCACCCCCAGUCAAUCGGCCACUCCCUCCUACUCCUUCCCAGCUGACGUUGCUGACCAAGCCAGAUACGAUACCUUCGAAAAGGUCACCUGUGAUAAUAAACGUCUCCAAGAAGGAGGACCCAGACUCCUUAGAUUUUCUGGAAUAUGAUUAUGUUCAACUGGAAACACGGGACCCAAGCCCUGAAAAAGUAGUGACCCCUUCAACAGAUGUUCCUUCAAAACAAACUUCUGUUCGAAAAGACCAGGAACAAUCUCAAAAGGGCAAUGAAAAAUCCGAACCAAAUAACAUGAAUGACCCUGUAUCCUCAUUAGAAGCGGCCAUCAACUCUAUGCAAUUAGGAUCAUCUAGCCUCUUAAAUCUUUCCACGGGGACCAAAGAGAUCAACAACCGAUCAGAUGUUGAUUCACCAUUUUCAUUGGCCAAUUCAACAGAGUAUUCAAAAGAGGUACAGGACAUCAGUAGAGGGCUUGAUUAUGUAUCAUUAUCGAAGUCUCUUGAAAUAGAUUUUGACCAGGAACUAAAGACACCAGUGAAUACCACAAGCAACACUGAUGUUUCAGGUUACAAUUCAAACAUAAAUGGGGGAGUUGUAUCCGAGAACAAUUUCCAUAUGAAACGCCUGGCCCCCAAUGACCGGCAAGUUUUGCUCUAUUACUCGGAACAGAUGAACACGCACUAUACAUUACUCAACAACUCCAUCGAGGCUUUCUACAACUGCAUCGACAGCAUCCAAACUCCAAAAGUGUUUAUUUCCAACAGCAAAUUUGUUGUGUUGUCCGCCACAAAAAUGGUGUACAUCGGCGACACGCUUCAUCGGAAUUUAAUGGACACUGACUUCCGCAAUCGCAUCCUGCACUGCACAACACUACUGUGCAACAAUCUCAAAUCAACAGUAGCAGCUACUAAAACAGCUGCAAUAUAUUAUCCAUCUGUGCAGGCAGUGCAAGACAUGGUCAAUCGAGUCAAAGAGGUAUUUAGAGUUGCCAAUGAACUGAAGAAUAUAAUUGGUCAAGCCUCAUUUCUUUGACAUGAUUUUUACCAAAUGUUAUUUCUUCUCAUCAACUGUCAUGUUCCUUCGUUGAUGCUCAUGCGAUGUGCAUCAAAUGCUGGAAUUCGGGAAAAACAGGAAGACUGAUUCUCCUUUGACUUUUUAACUGCUUUUCAUGGAUCAUACAAACAAAACUUUGGAUUAUCUCUAUGUGAAACCCAAGCUUCCCAUCGCUACAUGUAGAGAUUACUGUAUUUAUUCUUCCCUCUAAGUCACAUAAAUAAUUAACAAUAAUAAUAAUAAUAAUGAUAAUAACAAAGGCACAAAGCCAACAGUUCUGAGGGAGGGUUUUAGUUUAUACCAUUGACUCCCAGUACCUGACUACUACUUUAUCAAUAAUAACAAUAAUAAUAAGAAGAAUUAAAAUAACAGUUGUUAUGGGUGCUUUGCGGGGACAGUUACAACUAAAAUAAAGACAUGGAAUAUGAAGUAAGGAAUUACAAUGUGUAAAGAAUUUCUUUUGGUAGAUGGCACUGUUAGAAACAGCUCAGAUUCUGAGGAAGGUUCUUGAAAUUAUAUAAGAAGGAAGAAAAUUUGAGGUGUUUGUUAAUUGUUCUUUUAUGACUCGCUCAAACAUAAAUAAUUGGCUUGCGAUUAGCCUGUUGAAAUAAUAAUAGUAAUAACAAUGGUUUCAAAUUUUGGCACUAGGCCAGCAAUUCUGGGGCAGGGAUAAGUCGAUUAUAUUGACCCCAGUGUUCAACUGGUACUUAUUCUAUCGACCCCGAAAGGAUGAAAGACAAAGUUGACUCCUACGGCAUUUGAACAAGAAAUGCUGCUAAGCAUUUUGCUUGGUGCAGUAAUGGCUCUGCCAGCUUGCUACCUUCCAUAAAAAUAAUAAUAAUGAAAAGAAGCAUUUUUAAUAUUAAUGGUAAAAAAAAAACAUACAUUUUUGCAAAGGUGUGCUGUUAAAUUAAUACCAAUAUAUGACUGGUAUGUGCUUCAAUGAUUGUGGAGGGAUGAAAAGUGAAAUCAUCCGUUGUAGGAUUUGCGUAGAAUUAAAUAUUGCAUCAUGAAAGAGAUAUUUUAGCCAUCUUUAAAAGAAAUAAAGCAGAAAAUCUGUUAGGUUCCCUUAUAUUUCUUUAGGUGUCAUAGCAACCAGGUUGCAGUUAUGUGACAAAAAUUUUGACCCCUCAAGACAGAAAUAAAAAGUGAAUUUAUCAUUUUUAAGUGUUUUUACAUGGCUACAGUAAUUCUUCCAUCAUGUAAUUGCUUCAGUUUUAACACACGGUGUCAGACCAAGUUGUUUGCCAGAGAAGCACAACUAACACUUAAAUAUUGUCAUUCUUUUCAACUCUCUGCUGUUCUACACCUCCACUGCCUGAUAUUAGUGUUUAGUUUAGGCACAAGGCAAGCUAGCAGUUUGUUGAGGAGGAGAUUGAUUCAUUAUAUUUUUACAAGUACUUGCCUCGUUCUUUAUUUUGUCAAACCUCUAAAGGAAUAAGGGCAGAGUUGUCCUUGACAGAAUAUGAACUCAAAAGUUUAUAAAGAGCCGAAACAUAUACAUCGGUUAUUUUGUCGAAUGUUCUAAAGAGUCUGUCAAAAGCAUAAGUUGAGGCCAGAAAGUUUAGUGUGGGAAGGGGUGGGAUGACCUGUAGAUUAUGUUGACCCUCAUACUGGCCAGUUUGUAGGGAAAGUGUUUACAUCAGCAAUUUCACCUCAGUAUAUAACUGAUGUUAAUUUUAAAGAUCCUGCAAGUGGUAACAGAGGGAACAGAUAUUUCUCAUGAGAUCUGAUCACAAUGAUAAUUAAUAUUUUGUAAGGUGAGUGUGUAAAAUUAAUUAUAAACCAAACUAGGAUAUUACUGAUAUUUAUUUUAGAGUAAUGAAGGACAAGUAGCCCCCACUCCCUUGCCCUGCUCCCAACCAUCCUUGUGAAAGUUCAAUUUUGAACUAAGAGACACAUGAAGAAACUAUCAGUUUGGUGUCAAGACAACUGGCACCAAAAAUCUUUCUUACCUUUCAUGAAAGUAAUGGUUGAGAUUUACAUUGGUACAAGAGUAAGAAUCCUUAAGGGACGGAGAGCAGUGGAUUAAAUCAAAACUCCAGUGUAUUACUGGUAUUUAUUUGAUAAAUCUCAGAAAGACUAUGAAAUAAACUUUGGUCACAAUGAUAUUUAAAGUUAAAAUAUAAACGAGUGAACACUUAAAUAUUUGUUUGAUCAGGUACUCAUUUUUGUUGUUGUCAUUACAUCAACUUUAUAACUACGAUAUAGUAAUAACGACUAUUUUAUUUAAACAAACUCUCUGGCAGUUUGAUUUUUAUUUAAAUAUAAAUAUUUUUGUUUAAAAACUUA
Messenger RNA from Octopus bimaculoides (California two-spot octopus), 5610 nucleotides. RefSeq names its product breast cancer anti-estrogen resistance protein 1. The record is from RefSeq and is a predicted model, not a curated record. Gene Ontology annotation, molecular function: protein binding. Gene Ontology annotation, cellular component: cytoplasm; plasma membrane. NCBI's taxonomy places the organism in Eukaryota, Metazoa, Mollusca, Cephalopoda, Octopoda, Octopodidae. Gene Ontology annotation, biological process: cell migration; cell surface receptor protein tyrosine kinase signaling pathway.